AAUAUCAAGCAAAAUUUGAAAGGCAUUUAAUGGAAAAUCCAGACUGUAUUCACUUGUUUUCAGUUAUCUCUUUUGGUUUCUCAGAAACUCGUGAAUAAGGAUGUUACUGGGAGGUCUGCGAUCUUGUGCUGCCUUUACAGUGACAACUGAAGUCAAGACAUGAAAUCUAUGACAGCGGGAACAUAUAAAACACCAUUCAGAGAAAUGAUUCACUUGAGGAUCCAGAAUACAAUGUUUUAUGAAAGGAAGCUCAACUCACAAACUUAUUUGCUGCUUCAUCUAUGUGUUUGCAGUGCUGAUAAACAAAGUGUCUCUGCAGGUCACAGUAGAGGGUUUUAUCGGUGGUUCUGUUGUCCUGCCAUGUUCUUCAGCUGAACACGAUCUUAAACUUAAAGACACUGAUGUGCACUGGAGACACAAUGGCAGCAAACAUGUUUAUGAUAUUAUUAAUGGUAAAGAUUUAAAAGAAGAACAGGACCCACGAUACAAGAACAGAACCAAAACUUUCCCUGAAGGGUAUGUGAGAGGAAAUUUCUCCAUCAAACUCUCUGGGCUCACUCACGCUGAUGCAGGAAAAUACAUCUGUCUCAUCACACCCUCAGAUGAACAGGAGACUGUAGAGCUGAUCGUCAACGAACCAACAACAGAAAAAGGAAACCAAACCAUUGAUCAAGAAAACGAAGAAGAAAUCAGACCAGACAGUGUUGAGAAAUCAUGGCUUUGGAUCCUGGUUGUCACUCUAUUAACCGUACUGUCUAUACUUUUCAUUGUAAUUAUCUUUAGAAGAAAGAUCUCCAGCUGCCAUAUGUCUGGUGAAUGCGGCGUGGCUUCAUGUGUAACUUAA
Messenger RNA from Cyprinus carpio (common carp), 844 nucleotides. RefSeq names its product CD276 antigen homolog. NCBI's taxonomy places the organism in Eukaryota, Metazoa, Chordata, Actinopteri, Cypriniformes, Cyprinidae. The transcript has 4 exons. Gene Ontology annotation, cellular component: external side of plasma membrane. The record is from RefSeq and is a predicted model, not a curated record. The coding region runs from base 239 to 844 and encodes 201 amino acids. Gene Ontology annotation, biological process: cell surface receptor signaling pathway; cellular response to lipopolysaccharide; immune response.